Molecule: messenger RNA, 732 nt
Organism: Plasmopara halstedii
Lineage: Eukaryota; Oomycota; Peronosporomycetes; Peronosporales; Peronosporaceae
Exons: 1
Coding region: 459-671 (70 amino acids)
Source: RefSeq, a predicted model, not a curated record
UCUUGAUUAGUGAAAGAUAAAUUGUUAUUGGCAUACUGUGUUGUAUUGAGCAUCAAAUAGUUAGGGAUGAGGCAACAAUAGAGUGUAACAAAAGUUUGUGGUAUAUUUCGAAUGUAAUGUAUGAUCAUUUAUGAACGCACUUCAAGCACAUGAUACGAAGGAGACCAAUUUACAGUGGUACCUAUGAGUGUAAGUAAUCUAAUAUUGACUUUUGACAUGUAACUGAUAGCGCCAUGGGAUGGACUUAAUGAAUUCCUUGGCGUGUGACUAUCCGACAGGUCGCCGAUUUGACCGUGACCAGUAAGUGCAGUAGCCUGUGGCGGAUUCAUGACGAUUUCAAUUGUAAGGAAUGAACUUGUGACAAUACGUUUGAAGCUAAAAUUAGAUGAUGUUCAGCAGUCAUUUUGUGACGACGAUAUGAUAAUUAUUAUCUUGUUUGCUGGCAAUUGUAAUAUUCGAUGCAUGCAUUCAUGUACUCGGUACAGUGCUUCUGCUCUAGUCCAUCGAAUUCAAAGCUACAAAAGAUUUCCAAAAUUUGGUAUUGUUCACUGUCGUUCCUCGACAGCUCGGUGUCCAAAGAGCUAUCGUUAAGUCGUGUGAUUGAGUGUUUGAUCGGACAUCAUUUUUUGCAAGGUAAGAUGUGUACUACGAAUGAGGGGCAUAUUGGAUAGUAACAGAACGAGAGGGCAAGACGGUAUGGUAGUAAUUUACCCCGCAAAAAAGAAAAAUAAG